Messenger RNA from Fomitopsis serialis, 1926 nucleotides. RefSeq names its product Gpi16 subunit GPI transamidase component. The transcript has 7 exons. Gene Ontology annotation, cellular component: GPI-anchor transamidase complex. Lineage: Eukaryota; Fungi; Basidiomycota; Agaricomycetes; Polyporales; Fomitopsidaceae. Gene Ontology annotation, biological process: attachment of GPI anchor to protein. The record is from RefSeq and is a predicted model, not a curated record. Bases 133 to 1764 code for a protein of 543 amino acids.
GGAAGCCCGCGUGUCUUCGACGUUCGUCCUCCCGGUCGUCCUCCUCGCUCAGUCUUUGUUAUGCAUUCAUCGUCCUGAACAACCUUCUCACAUAAUACUCCCGCUCUGUGCGAGCUCCAGACCACCAGGAACAUGCGGCCGUCGUUCAGAACACUCGUAUGCAGUCUCUGCCUUGGGGCAAUCGCCGUAGCUCGAUUGUCAGAAGAGUUCAACGAAGAGCUUCAUCUACGACCUCUGCGGGACGGUAAACUAGCAGCUCGGUUCUCAUUCAGCACACUUCUGAAGGGUGCGACUCCAAGACACCCGGAGACUCUGGGAGUAGAGGACGACUCGCAGCUUUAUACUUUGCUUCCUCUUGCUCUCGGUCAAAUUUUACGAGAGUAUGCUGUGACCGAAUUACACCUCACGCUCAACGCUGGAAACUGGAACUACGACCGCUGGGGCUAUCCUGAUGAGCCCGGUGUUGGCACGGGGGCCGAGCUGUGGGCAUGGAUGGGAGAAGGUGGCGUUGUCACAGUGGACAGCCGAUGGCUGGGACUACGCAAUGCCCUCGCUGGACUAUUUUGCGCCUCGUUGGGUUCUUUGGACGAGCAACGUACGACUUCACCCGUGCUCACAUUCCAGCCGGAGGGCGCCUUGCCAAAUGGGACUGCGAGCCAUCAGCUACGGCACGCCACGCUACCGUCGGAGCACGUCUGCACGGAGAAUCUGACGCCCUUCCUCAAGCUCCUGCCGUGCAAGUCUCUGUCCGGCAUCGCCAGCCUCCUCAACCCACACAGACUGUUUGAUGCCGACUGGCACGGUCUAGGCGUGCACGUCCGAUAUCUUGAAGACGCUGGCGUCGAGGUGCGCCUGGCGUUCCAAGCCGUCCUGGAUCCGGUCCGAGCUGUAUCGGACGGACGACGAGACUGGUCUCUCAGCGCCAUUUUUGAUCGCCGUAUCGAGAGGGCUUGUCCUGUGGCGCGUUCGAGCGUCAUUCGCGUGCGGCUCCCCCAAAACGAGACGUACGCAAUCAUACCAUCACCGUCGACAAUGGACUCGACAUAUGCAACAUAUGUUAUGAGUGAAGUGAACAACCCACCCGAUGUCGCCAUUCGAUGGGUCGAAGAAACAACGUUUCAGUAUCCACCCACCAUCGAACCGCAGACGCACAUAUCCGUGCAUCGCACAUUGAACGGCGCUAGCCAGCAUACGGGCCAACUGGCGCUGACAGUUACGAAUAACCACGAUAUCCAGCUACAAGCGGGUUAUUUGGAGACCAUGCCGUGGCUGUUGCAGUUUUACUUGCAUACUCUUCACGCCCAGAUCGAUGGCGCGUCUCGGGAUGAUCUCGUUAAGGUCAUAUCAUACACGCCACCUCUUCCACAUGUCCAGCCAGCGCUUCUGCAAGCUGUCUUGACACUCCCGCCGAAAAGCACGUUGCGGCUAACCAUGGAUGUCGUGAAACCCUUCCUUGCCUACACGGAGCACCCUCCAGAUGCGCAGCGCGGCUGGGAUCUCCCCCCGGCCGUUUUCGUGCCGUUCUCAAGUCAGGACGGCAGUCAAACAGACUCUGAUCCGCAGCAACGCGCCAUCCUCUCGGACGUGCGCUCGAUGCGGAUGUAUACCCCUGUCCUCCUCGUCGACCUGGCCACGCCGGACUUCAGCAUGCCGUACAACGUGAUCAUCAUGAGCUGCACGCUGAUUGCACUCAUCUUCGGCAUGGUAUUCAACCUGCUGACGAGGAAGUUUGUAGUAGUACGCGUUGCCGAGAAAUCGUCUUGAAAGGAUGCGAACGCAUCUUCGUGGACCCUCGCCCGAUCCGCCGAGGCAAUCCGGAAUGAAUGGGUGAGAACCACAGGCACCUGUCGCGACUAGCCUUGUCCUUGAGACCACAGCAGUCGCUGGCGACCAGCUGACUGCAGACUGACGGCAACGUGGGCCAGA